Messenger RNA from Polyodon spathula (Mississippi paddlefish), 8522 nucleotides. It is a transcript of the gene cnot1, whose product is annotated as CCR4-NOT transcription complex, subunit 1. Gene Ontology annotation, biological process: nuclear-transcribed mRNA catabolic process, deadenylation-dependent decay. Bases 325 to 7437 code for a protein of 2370 amino acids. Gene Ontology annotation, cellular component: P-body; CCR4-NOT core complex. The record is from RefSeq and is a predicted model, not a curated record. Gene Ontology annotation, molecular function: molecular adaptor activity. NCBI's taxonomy places the organism in Eukaryota, Metazoa, Chordata, Actinopteri, Acipenseriformes, Polyodontidae. The transcript is spliced from 49 exons.
UGAGCGCGCGCGAGAGAUGCCCGUCGCCAUUUUGUAUUAAAAAUCAAACUGAAUCACAGCUUUUUUUUUUUUUUUCUUUUCUUUUUUUAAAUCGACUUAAGAGUGGAAACGGACCAUCUGAAUUUAAUACAAGAGUCGCAAGAUGCUGUACUUGCUGUUGGAUUGAGAAUUUACACACACCAAGAAUCAGUAAGAAGGAAACUUGCCCAUAACACCAGAUAUAACAUCUUUUGUAAAAGAAAUUAACCUAUCUCUGAGGUGACUAAAGGGGAAUAAUGGUGAUUUUGCGCCGGGCUCGGCCGCCUGCUUCCGCCCCGACCAGCAAUGAAUCUUGAUUCGCUCUCGCUGGCCUUGUCUCAAAUCAGUUACCUGGUGGACAAUUUAACUAAGAAAAACUACAGAGCCAGCCAGCAGGAAAUACAGCAUAUUGUGAAUCGACACGGCCCCGAGGCAGACAGGCAUUUAUUACGCUGUCUAUUCUCGCAUGUGGAUUUUAGUGGCGAUGGUAAAAGCAGCGGCAAAGAUUUUCAUCAGACACAGUUUUUGAUCCAGGAGUGUGUGUCGCUUAUAACCAAGCCAAAUUUUAUCUCAACACUGUCCUACGCUAUUGACAAUCCAUUACACUAUCAGAAGAGUUUAAAACCUUCACCCCAUUUGUUUACUCAGCUGAGUAAAGUUCUCAAGUUAAGUAAGGUUCAAGAGGUUGUUUUUGGCCUUGCCUUGUUGAAUUCUUCCAGCUCAGAUCUGAAAGGGUUUGCUGCCCAGUUUGUGAAACAGAAGCUCCCCGAUCUUCUGCGUUCUUACGUGGACGCGGACGUUGGGGGUAACCAAGAAGGUGGCUUCCAGGAUAUUGCAAUAGAGGUCCUGCACCUGCUCCUCUCCCAUCUCCUCUUUGGGCAGAAGGGAGCCUCUGGGGUCGGACAGGAACAGAUUGAAGCUUUCAUCAAGACUCUGUGCAGAGAUUUUCCGCAGGAGCGCUGUCCUGUGGUGCUUGCACCACUGCUUUACCCUGAAAAACGGGACUUUCUGAUGGACAGGAUCCUGCCAGACUCUGGAGGGUUAGCUAAGACCAUGAUGGAGAGUUCUCUUGCAGACUUUAUGCAAGAAGUUGGCUACGGCUUUUGUGCAAGUCUUGAAGAAUGCCGCAAUAUAAUCAUGCAGUAUGGAGUUCGGGAGGUCACCGCAUCCCAGGUGGCCAGAGUCCUGGGCAUGAUGGCCCGCACUCACUCCGGAUUGUCGGAUGGCAUUCCCCUUCAGUCCAUCUCAGCUCCUGGCAGUGGGAUCUGGAGCGAUGGGAAGGAUAAGACUGAUGGAUCUCAGGCUCACACUUGGAAUGUGGAAGUUUUAAUUGAUGUUGUUAAAGAACUGAAUCCCAAUUUGAACUUCAAGGAAGUGACAUAUGAACUUGAUCAUCAUGGGUUCAUCAUUCGGGACAGCAAGGCACUGCAGAUAGUGGUGUAUGGUAUCCAAAGGGGACUGGGAAUGGAAGUGUUCCCUGUGGAUCUCAUUUACAGGCCUUGGAAACAUGCAGAGGGCCAGCUGUCUUUUGUUCAACAUUCCCUGAUGAACCCAGAUAUCUUCUGUUUUGCGGAUUACCCCUGUCACACUGUUGCUACUGAUAUUUUAAAAGCCCCACCGGAGGAUGAUAACCGGGAAAUAGCAACAUGGAAGAGUCUGGACCUAAUUGAAAGUCUGUUACGUCUGUCAGAGGUGGGGCAGUACGAGCAAGUGAAACAGCUCUUUAACUUCCCCAUCAAGCACUGUCCAGACAUGUUAGUUUUGGCCUUGCUACAGAUCAGUACCUCCUGGCACACACUGCGCCAUGAACUUAUCUCUACCCUCAUGCCAAUCUUCUUGGGAAACCAUCCCAACUCUGCCAUUAUUUUGCACUACGCUUGGCACGGACAGGGUCAGUCUCCCUCUAUCCGUCAGCUGAUCAUGCACUCUAUGGCAGAGUGGUAUAUGAGGGGAGAACAGUACGAUCAGGCCAAGCUCUCGCGCAUUCUGGAUGUGGCUCAGGACCUGAAGUCUCUAUCCAUGCUGCUAAAUGGUACUCCGUUCGCCUUUGUUAUUGACCUUGCUGCACUUGCAUCUCGCCGAGAAUACCUCAAACUUGACAAAUGGCUGACAGAUAAGAUACGGGAGCAUGGGGAACCCUUUAUCCAGGCCAGUGUGACAUUCUUAAAGCGACGGUGCCCUUCCAUCAUGGGAGGCCUGGCCCCAGAAAAGGAGCAGCCCAAAAGUGCACAGCUCCCUCCCGAAACACUGGCUACCAUGCUGGCCUGUAUGCAGUCCUGUGCAGGGAGUGUUUCCCAGGAACUGUCAGAAACAAUUCUGACUAUGGUAGCGAACUGUAGCAAUGUCAUGAACAAAGCCAGACAACCACCCCCAGGAGUCAUGCCAAAGGGACGUGCUCCUAGCACCAGCAGCUUAGAUGCCAUUUCCCCUGUACAGAUUGAUCCCUUGUCUGGGAUGGCGUCUCUGAAUAUAAGUGGCUCUGCUGUGUCCCACCCACAGAGCAUGCAGGGAUUUCCUACAAACCUGAGUUCUGCAUUCAGCAACCCCCAGUCACCAGCCAAGGCCUUUCCUGCUCUCACCAAUCCCAGCCAGACAACACCAUUCAGUGGCAUUGGAGGCCUUUCAUCUCAACUUCCAGGGUCUUUAGGAUCAAGCAGCUUGACAAGCAUGGGAAGUGGACUUGGAAUACCAACCGUAAACAGUGAUCCUUUUGGACAGAGAAAGAUGAGCACAUCUGGAUUGAACCCACCCACCUUCCAGCAGACUGACCUUUCUCAGGUGUGGCCUGAGGCAAACCAGCACUUUAGUAAAGAGAUUGAUGAUGAAGCCAACAGCUACUUUCAGCGUAUUUACAACCAUCCACCGCACCCCACCAUGUCAGUGGAUGAGGUUCUGGAGAUGCUGCAGAGAUUCAAGGACUCCAACAUUAAGCGGGAGCGUGAAGUGUUUAAUUGCAUGCUGAGGAACCUGUUUGAGGAGUAUCGUUUCUUCCCUCAGUAUCCCGACAAGGAACUGCACAUCACUGCCUGCCUCUUUGGUGGAAUCAUUGAGAAGGGACUGGUCACCUACAUGGCGCUGGGGCUGGCCCUGCGCUAUGUCCUUGAAGCCUUAAGGAAACCAUUUGGGUCCAAAAUGUAUUACUUUGGUAUCGCUGCCCUAGAUAGAUUUAAAAAUAGAUUGAAGGAUUAUCCCCAGUAUUGUCAGCACUUGGCGUCUAUUACUCACUUUCUACAGUUCCCUCAUCAUUUACAGGAGUAUAUUGAGUAUGGGCAACAGUCCCGAGACCCUCCAGUGAAGAUGCAGGGCUCGAUCACUACACCUGGCAGUCUUGCACUUGCACAGGCUCAGGCUCAGGCGCAAGUGCCCCCCAAGGCUCCUCUCCCUGGCCAGGUUAGCACCAUAGUAACAACAUCUACCACACCCACUGUUGCUAAAACCACUACCAUCACCCGCCCCACUGGAGUCAGCUUCAAGAAGGAUGUGCCUCCUUCCAUAAACACAACCAACAUUGACACGCUGCUUGUGGCCACAGACCAAACAGAGAGAAUAGUGGAGCCACCAGAAAAUGUUCAAGAGAAGAUUGCCUUUAUCUUUAACAAUCUUUCUCAGUCCAACAUGACACAAAAGGUAGAAGAACUGAAGGAGACAGUGAAAGAGGAGUUUAUGCCUUGGGUUUCGCAAUAUCUUGUGAUGAAGAGAGUCAGCAUUGAGCCCAACUUUCACAGCCUUUACUCCAACUUCCUGGAUACACUGAAAAACCAAGAUUUUGUCAAAAUGGUUCUAAGUGAAACCUACAGAAAUAUCAAGGUCCUACUGACUUCCGAUAAGGCUGCGGCUAACUUCUCUGAUAGAUCUCUCCUGAAGAACCUGGGCCACUGGCUGGGUAUCAUCACAUUGUCAAAAAACAAACCCAUCUUGUAUACAGAUUUGGAAAUAAAAUCUUUGCUGCUGGAAGCUUAUGUAAAGGGACAGCAAGAGCUUCUCUAUGUGGUCCCAUUUAUUGCCAAAGUGUUGGAAUCUAGCGUGAGGAGUAUGAUUUUCAGGCCUCAGAACCCAUGGACUAUGGCAAUCAUGAAUGUACUUGCAGAACUUCACCAGGAACAUGACUUGAAGUUGAACCUGAAGUUUGAGAUUGAAGUACUAUGCAAGAAUCUGUCCCUGGAUAUAAAUGACCUUAAGCCAGGAAACCUGCUGAAAGACAAAGACAAGUUGAAGGCCCUAGAUGAGCAGCUUUCCGCACCAAAGAAGGAAGCUAAACCACCUGAGGAAAUGCUACCCAUUGUCCCACCUGCUGCUCCGUCUACACCUGCCACAACAACUACGUGCACAGCCACAGGUCCACCAACUCCACAGUUUAGUUAUCAUGAUAUUAAUGUCUAUGCUCUGGCAGGGCUUGCCCCUCACAUCAAUUUCAACCAAAAUAUACCCUUGUUCCAGGCCCACCUGCAACUGAAGCAGUAUGUGCGUCAAGCUAUAGAGAGGGCAGUCCAGGAGCUUGUUCACCCUGUUGUGGAUCGCUCCAUCAAAAUUGCCAUGACCACCUGCGAGCAGAUUGUCAGGAAGGACUUUGCUCUGGAUUCUGAGGAGUCACGCAUGCGUGUUGCCGCACAUCAUAUGAUGCGUAACCUGACAGCAGGCAUGGCUAUGAUCACCUGUAGGGAACCUUUGCUCAUGAGCAUCGCUACUAAUCUAAAGAACAGCUUUGCUGCAGCUCUCAGGGCUCCAACCCAACAGCAGAGAGAAAUGAUGGAACAGGCAGCCGCACAGAUAGCCCAAGACAACUGUGAACUUGCUUGCUGCUUUAUACAGAAAACAGCAGUGGAAAAAGCUGGCCCAGAAAUGGAUAAGAGGCUGGCAACUGAAUUUGAGCUGCGGAAACAUGCCAGACAAGAGGGCCGUCGAUACUGCGAUCCUGUGGUACUGACCUAUCAAGCAGAGCGCAUGCCAGAACAAAUCAGACUUAAGGUCGGUGGCGUGGACCCUAAGCAGCUGGCUGUUUAUGAGGAGUUUGCACGCAAUGUUCCUGGUUUCCUUCCCAGCAAUGAUCUCUCACAGCCCACAGGUUUCCUGGCUCAACCAAUGAAGCAACCGGCCUGGGCAACAGAUGACGUGGCUCAAAUCUAUGACAAGUGCAUCGCUGAUCUGGAGCAGCACUUGCAUGCAAUCCCUCCUGCAUUGGCUAUGAAUCCCCAGACACAGGCCCUGCGUAGUUUGCUAGAUGCUGUGGUGGUGGCAAGGAAUUCACGCGAAACCAUUGCAGCAUUGGGCUUACUACAGAAGGCUGUGGAAGGAUUACUCGAUGCCACAAGUGGUGCUGAUGCAGACCUCCUGCUCCGAUACCGCGAGUGUCACCUGUUGGUUCUGAAAGCCCUGCAGGAUGGCCGUGCCUAUGGCUCUCAGUGGUGCAACAAGCAGAUCACCAGGUGCUUGAUUGAAUGUCGUGAUGAGUACAAAUACAAUGUUGAAGCUGUGGAGCUGCUGAUCAGAAAUCAUCUGGUUAAUAUGCAGCAGUAUGACCUACACCUAGCCCAGUCAAUGGAAAAUGGCCUUCAUUACAUGGCUGUGGCGUUCGCUAUGCAGUUGGUGAAGUUACUUCUGGUGGAUGAGAGGAGUGUGAGCCACAUCACUGAAGCUGACCUGUUCCACACCAUCGAGACACUCAUGAGAACCAGUGCCCACUCCAGAGCAAACGCUCCUGAGGGGCUGCCCCAGCUAAUGGAAGUGGUCCGAUCAAAUUAUGAAGCAAUGAUUGACCGUGCACACGGAGGGCCUAAUUUCAUGAUGCACUCUGGGAUCUCGCAGGCAUCGGAAUAUGAUGACCCUCCUGGCCUGAGGGAGAAGGCAGAGUACCUACUGAGAGAAUGGGUGAACCUCUACCACUCUGCAGCUGCCGGUCGAGACAGCACCAAGGCUUUCUCUGCCUUUGUGGGACAGAUGCACCAGCAGGGAAUCCUGAAGACUGACGAUCUGAUAACCCGUUUCUUCCGACUGUGCACGGAGAUGUGUGUGGAGAUCAGUUACCGCGCACAGGCAGAACAGCAGCACAACCCUGCUGCCAGUGCCGCCAUCAUCCGUGCCAAGUGCUACCAUAACCUGGAUGCCUUUGUUAGACUCAUUGCACUUCUAGUCAAACACUCUGGAGAGGCAACUAACACAGUGACAAAGAUCAACCUACUCAACAAGGUUCUGGGUAUUGUGGUCGGAGUCCUUAUUCAGGACCAUGAUGUCCGGCAGACUGAGUUUCAACAACUGCCCUAUCACAGAAUUUUCAUUAUGCUGCUGUUGGAGUUGAAUGCACCAGAGCAUGUGCUGGAAACCAUUAACUUCCAGACAUUGACUGCUUUCUGCAACACUUUCCAUAUCCUGCGGCCCACCAAAGCUCCUGGGUUUGUGUACGCCUGGCUGGAACUGAUCUCUCACCGUAUAUUUAUUGCUAGGAUGCUGGCACAUACACCCCAACAGAAGGGCUGGCCCAUGUAUGCUCAACUGCUGAUUGACCUGUUCAAGUACCUGGGUCCCUUCUUAAGGAAUGUUGAGCUCAACAAACCUAUGCAAAUUCUCUACAAGGGCACUCUGCGUGUUUUGCUGGUCCUCCUCCAUGACUUCCCAGAGUUCCUGUGUGAUUACCAUUAUGGCUUCUGUGAUGUUAUCCCACCCAACUGUAUCCAACUGCGGAACCUGAUUCUCAGUGCCUUUCCACGCAACAUGAGGCUGCCGGAUCCAUUUACUCCUAACCUGAAGGUGGACAUGUUGAGUGAAAUCAAUAUUGCUCCUCGUAUUCUCACUAAUUUUACUGGAGUGAUGCCACCUCAGUUUAAGAAGGAUUUGGACUCCUACCUGAAGACUCGUUCUCCUGUCACUUUCUUGUCUGAGCUUCGCAGCAACCUGCAGAUUACUCUAGAGGCAGGGAAUCGUUACAACAUUCAGCUUAUCAAUGCACUGGUGCUCUAUGUUGGAACCCAAGCGAUUGCUCACAUCCACAACAAGGGUAGUACGCCAUCCAUGAGCACCAUCACACACUCUGCUCAUAUGGACAUCUUCCAGAACCUGGCUGUGGACCUCGAUACAGAGGGCCGGUACCUGUUUCUGAAUGCAAUUGCCAAUCAGCUGCGCUACCCAAACAGCCACACUCACUACUUCAGCUGCACAAUGCUCUAUCUGUUUGCUGAGGCCAACACUGAGGCUAUACAGGAGCAGAUAACUAGGGUUCUACUGGAGAGGUUGAUUGUGAACAGGCCUCACCCGUGGGGUUUACUUAUCACUUUCAUAGAGUUGAUUAAAAACCCAGCCUUCAAGUUCUGGAACCAUGACUUUGUCCACUGUGCACCAGAGAUUGAAAAGUUGUUCCAGUCGGUGGCCCAGUGCUGCAUGGGGCAGAAGCAGGCACAGCAAGUGAUGGAAGGCACGAGUGCUAGUUAAACAAUCAGUCACUGCAGCCAGGAGAUAUAUGGGGGGAUCCUCUCUGUUUCCUCUUGACCUGACAGCAUUGGCUCUUCCAAACUGCCACAGCAGUCUGCAUGGGGACAGACCUAUGAUGUGUUAAGGAAGUCUUGCGGACUAUUUCAUUUUGGUUUGUGACUUUUGGCCAAAAACUUUCAAGAAAAAAGAAAAAAAAAUAGUAUUUAGAAGAUGAAGUGAAUAUAAUUUUGAACUUUAAUGUAAAUAAAAAGAGAGUGCAGUCUUUCAAAACUGGACUAAAACUGCAGUUUAAAAUUAAUUGAAGUCUGGUACCAGGUUCCAUUUCAAAAAAGGGCAGCUGCUGAUGCUAAAUUCUGUCUGGGAUACAAAUAGACUUCUCUCUCCCCCUGCCCCCACCACACACUUUUUUUUUUUUUUUAUACUGUCCCAGUCUCCAAUUUUGAAUUUUGUUUUCCCAUUUUCUUCAAAAUGGAAUAUCUAUUGUAUUUCUGCUACACUGAAGGAUUAAAAAAAUAUACUUUAAUUUGUGUUCAGAAAGACUUUAUAGGAGUGGGAAAGUAUAGCAGUCAACUGAAAGAUGUGUUGUUUUUUUUAUAUAUAAUAAACAUUUGUGAGAAAUUUAGUUAUUAAAUUAGAAAGGGGACAGGGAAAAGCAGGCAAAUUUUAUUCCUGAAACAAGGGGUUAUUCCAGACUUGGUGUGAGGUGAGGGGGAGGGUUGUGUAAUUUUAAACAUGGGAUUAGAGGUUCUCCCUGAUGCUUGUCAAAUUGCGGAAUACAGAAAUGCCACCUUGUUGGUAAAGAAUAUGUUAAGUUUGUAUAAAGAUCAAAAAACAAAGGACCAAUACAGCCCAUUUUGUAAGGAUUUUGAAUGUUUUGUAAAUGUAUUGGUCCCUGUGUUGUAUUUUGUAGUACUUUAUAAUUUUGCCUUUAGUUCUGUGAUUUAUUUCUUGUAUGUAUGCAUACUGUAGUUACGCAUUAAAAUUCAUGAGAUGCAGCACUGUGUUGCUGCUGGGUUUUUUUUGUUUAUGUACAUUUUAAACAUAUGAAUUGUUCAGUGUUGCAUAAUAAACCCCAAAGCAUUAUC